Messenger RNA from Lepus europaeus (European hare), 2957 nucleotides. It is a transcript of the gene DMGDH, whose product is annotated as dimethylglycine dehydrogenase. Gene Ontology annotation, molecular function: oxidoreductase activity; protein binding. Gene Ontology annotation, cellular component: mitochondrion. Lineage: Eukaryota; Metazoa; Chordata; Mammalia; Lagomorpha; Leporidae. The transcript has 16 exons. The record is from RefSeq and is a predicted model, not a curated record. The coding region runs from base 18 to 2597 and encodes 859 amino acids.
CGCGCCUCGGUCGCGCUAUGCUGCGGGGGCUACGGGGGCUACGGGGGCUGCGGGGUCUCCCGCUUUGCGCCUCGCCCCGACGCCUGCGCUCCAGCAGUAGCAGCCAAGGGGAGGAAAAACCAGAUACGACAUGGAAGGACAGAGCGGAAACAGUGAUCAUCGGAGGGGGCUGUGUGGGCGUGAGCCUGGCCUACCACCUAGCCAAGGCAGGCAUGAGAGACGUGGUCCUGCUGGAGAAGUCGGAGCUCACGGCAGGAUCCACCUGGCACGCAGCGGGGUUGACAACGUACUUCCAUCCUGGAAUAAAUCUGAAGAAAAUACAUUAUGACAGCAUCAAACUGUAUGAGAAACUGGAAGAAGAGACGGGGCAGGCGGUGGGAUUCCAUCAGCCAGGCAGCAUCCGGCUGGCCACGACGCCCGUGCGGGUGGAUGAGUUUAAGUAUCAGAUGACGCGCGCCGGCUGGCAUGCAACGGAGCAGUACUUGAUCGGGCCUGAGAAGGUCCAGGAGAUGUUCCCCCUGCUCAACGUGGACAAGGUUCUUGCUGGGCUCUACAACCCCGGAGAUGGCCACAUUGACCCGUACUCGCUCACCAUGGCCCUGGCCGCUGGGGCCAGGAAGUACGGAGCCCUGUUGAAGUACCCUGCCCCGGUGACCUCGCUGGCACCCAGGUCGGACGGCACAUGGGACGUGGACACACCUCAGGGCUCCGUGAGAGCAAAGCGCCUGGUCAAUGCCGCCGGGUUUUGGGCUCGUGAAGUGGGCAAAAUGAUCGGCCUGGAGCAUCCUCUCAUUCCGGUCCAGCACCAGUACCUCGUCACGUCCACCAUCCCCGAGGUGAAGGCUUUGAAACGAGAACUCGCUGUGCUCCGUGACCUGGAAGGAUCCUACUAUGUGCGCCAGGAGAGGGAUGGACUUCUGCUGGGCCCCUACGAGCGUCAGGAGAAGAUGAGAGUUCAGGACUCCUGGGUCACUGACGGGGUCCCUCCAGGUUUUGGGAAGGAGCUCUUUGAGGCCGACCUGGACCGGAUAACGGAACACCUGGAGAUUGCCAUGGAGAUGAUCCCGGUCUUGAAAAAGGCUGACAUCGUCAACGUGGUCAACGGCCCCAUCACCUACACCCCUGACAUCCUGCCCAUGGUGGGGCCCCACCAGGGGGUCCGCAACUACUGGGUGGCGGUGGGCUUUGGCUACGGCAUCAUCCACGCUGGCGGGAUCGGGAAGUACCUCAGCGAGUGGAUCCUGGGUGGGGAGCCUCCUUUUGACCUCAUAGAACUGGACCCCAACCGCUACGGCAGAUGGACCACUCCCCAGUACACCGAGGCCAAAGCCAGAGAGUCCUACGGGUUCAACAACGUGGUCGGCUAUCCUAAAGAAGAGCGUUUUGCCGGGCGGCCGACGCAGCGGGUCAGCGGGCUCUACAGCAUCCUGCAGCCCAGGUGCUCCAUGGGCUUCCACGCAGGCUGGGAGCAGCCACACUGGUUCUACAGACCUGGCCAGGACACCCAGUACAGGCCAAGCUUCCGGCGCACGAACUGGUUUGAGCCUGUGGGGUCCGAGUACGAACAGGUUAUGCAGAAGGUGGGGGUGAUCGACCUGUCGCCCUUCGGGAAGUUCCACAUCAAAGGCCGAGACUCGGUCACACUGCUGGACAAUCUCUUUGCCAACGUUGUCCCCAAGGUGGGCUUCACCAACAUAAGCCACAUGCUGACCCCGAGAGGCCGAGUGUAUGCCGAGCUGACCGUGUCUCACCGGGCUCCCGGCGACUUCCUGUUGGUAACUGGUUCCGGGUCAGAGCUCCAUGACCUCAGAUGGAUUGAAGAAGCGGCCAUCAGAGGUGGAUAUGAAGUUGAAAUCAGCAACACCACCGAUGAGCUGGGCGUCCUUGGCGUGGCCGGGCCCCGGGCAAGGCAGGUCCUGCAGAAACUGACCUCGGAGGAUCUCAGCGAUGGCGCCUUCAAGUUCCUCCAGGUCAAGCACCUCAAGGUCGCCCACGUUCCCGUGACGGCCAUUAGGAUCUCUUACACCGGCGAGCUGGGCUGGGAGCUGUACCACAGGCGCGAGGACUCCAUGGCCCUCUACGAGACCAUCAUGAACGCCGGCCAGGAGGAGGGCAUCGCCGACUUCGGGACCUAUGCCCUCAACGUCCUGCGCCUGGAGAAGGGCUUCCGCGCCUGGGGCGCUGAGAUGAACUGUGAUACCAACCCCUUGGAAGCUGGACUGGAACCUUUUGUCAAGUUGGAUAAGCCCGCAGACUUCACAGGGAAGCACGCCCUGAGACAGAUGAAAGCCACGGGGCUGAAGCGGAGACUGGUCUGCCUCACCUUGGCCACGGAUGACGUCGAUCCGGAGGGGAACGAGAGCGUGUGGUACGAGGGCAAGGUGGUCGGCAACACGACGUCGGGGGCCUACAGCUACAGCAUCCACAAGAGCCUGGCCUUUGCCUAUGUCCCUGUGGCGCUGGGUGCCGUCGGGCAGCAGGUGGAAGUGGAGCUGCUGGGCAGGAAGUACCCGGCCGUCGUCACCCGGGAGCCACUGGUGCUGCCGGAGCCCAUCCGGAGCCGGCUGCAGAAGAAAGGCGAGAAGCGCCUGGGCUGAGCGCCCCGGCGCCGCGAGGUCUCCUGGGCGAGGUGGAGCAGCGGCCAGGGACUGACGUGAGCUUUCCAUGGUGAUGAGAAAUGCCUGUCCUUAUUGUCCUUAUGAGACCCAGUCGCCGAGCGCGAGGCGUUGGCUGGCGUCUGAUCAUCAUCACGGCUGAGCUUGAGGACGCUGCUGUCCCACACACGUACGCGUGCAGCUCGGGAUCCCUGAAAAUGGAUUUACAUUAAAAACGGAGUGGGCGCUGCUGGAUCAUUUCACUGAGAAAUCGCCUCUUAGGUGACCGAAUGCUAAUUUUCAUUUUUCUUGAUGUGUGAUCAAAAUUGAAUUUAAGAUACAUCUAAAUAGGGUAACAUUUAA